Messenger RNA from Penicillium diatomitis, 3063 nucleotides. Its product is annotated as glutamine amidotransferase subunit DUG2. Bases 1 to 3063 code for a protein of 1020 amino acids. The transcript has 6 exons. Gene Ontology annotation, biological process: glutathione catabolic process; proteolysis. The record is from RefSeq and is a predicted model, not a curated record. NCBI's taxonomy places the organism in Eukaryota, Fungi, Ascomycota, Eurotiomycetes, Eurotiales, Aspergillaceae. Gene Ontology annotation, molecular function: protein binding; peptidase activity.
AUGGACACAGUCGACUCCGGUAGUGCAUCGGAGGUCGAGGACCAGUCGAAGACUUGGGGCUCGGACGCGCAUAUCCCAGCGGUUCAAGACACGCACACUUCGGCGCUGACGUAUCCGCGAAGUGACUGUGGUAUCGGUCACCGUGUGUUAGCCAGCCGGUCGGUACUGGCCCUCGUCAUUGACGAGGAGUGUGUGUUUGCAGGUCUGCAGGGUGGUGACAUUGUUGCCUGGUCAUUGGACACGUAUGAGCUGAUCCUCUCGGUCCACGCACACGAAGAAAGUGUGCUCGGUCUGUAUUUGUCCGAGGAUGGCAACUAUCUCUUCUCCAGCGGUGGAGAUUCGGUCGUGAAUGUAUGGUCGACGAGGACCUUUGAGCGACUCUAUUCAAUCUACUCCCACCAUGACGUGGGCGACAUCUUUUCCGUAGUUUUUUCAUCUAACAAUGAGACGAUCUACUGCGGUGCCCAGAACACCAGUAUCCAGUGGUGCAACUUGUCAGAGGAAGGUUCACUGGAUAAAACUCCAGCAGCCCAUCCCUCAAAACGCACACACCGUUUCUUUGACUCCCGGGGGCCAGAUGGCACUCGCGCACCACGCUCAACAGAAGGCGCUAGCGCGGUCUCGGAAGGAGGUCGCGUGCUCACCUUCAAAAGAGAUCACCACAAGCUAUUUGCUCACCAUGGCUACAUCUACGCAAUGCUGCUAGUUAAGGGUCUGGUCGAGUCGGCCCCAACCGAGGAGGCAUUGUUGACCGGUGCAGGAGAUGGCGCGGUGAAGCUGUGGUGCCUGGGUCAGGAGCUGAACACUGCGCCGACCCAGAUAGCGAAAUUGCAAAAUGGUGACUCGGUGCUCUCAAUUGCGGUGGAGGGGUCCCUACUUUACUGUGGUCUGGCCGGUGGUGCUCUGAAUAUUUGGAAUCUCGAUUCGCAACAAUUGGUCAAACGCAUUGUCCAGCAUACGGGUGAUCUUUGGUCUGUGCACGUCAUUCAGGGCGUUGCCAUCUGUGGUGACUCUACCGGUACAGUCAAGAAAUUCAACUCCCGCUUCGAAGAGGUGGGUGGUUGGACUGCCCAUCAGGGUACGAUGCUGGCCUCGGCAGUUGGACGCGUCAAAGACCGGCAAAUUUAUGCUACUGGUGGCAAUGACAAUAGCGUUGGUAUCUGGGACUUGACAGAAUUCUUCCUUUCCCAGGAAGAAUUGCCCCCCAUCAGCAAUGAUGAAAUGGUGAACACACUUGCCAAGUUUGUCUCCUUCAAGACCAUCUCGGCCAGCCCCAAGUUCGCUGGGGAAUGCAAUCAGGGUGCUGCGUUCCUUCGUCGACACUGCAACUAUCUUGGUGCGAAGACCAAAUUGUUGACCACGGGCCAAGAUACAAACCCCAUUGUCUUUGCACGAUUUUCUGCAACGUCGCCGCAGCCUACGGACAAGACCAUCCUUUUCUACGGGCAUUACGAUAUCGUCGGAGCAGAUUUAAACCGCCCGAAGUGGAACUCAGAUCCAUAUCAACUCACCUCAAUCAACGGUUUCCUCUAUGGUCGUGGCGUUUCCGACAAUAAAGGACCUAUCCUGGCCUCAUUAUAUGCUGCAGCUGACCUGGCUCGUACCAAAUCACUCCCGUGCAAUGUUGUCUUCCUUAUCGAAGGAGAAGAAGAGUCUGGUUCGCAGGGCUUCCACCAAACGGUGCACGAACACAAGGCCGAGAUUGGACCUAUAGACUACGUCUUGCUGGCCAACAGUUACUGGCUGGAUGAUUCAAAUCCUUGCCUGACCUAUGGACUGCGCGGCGUUGUCCACGCCAAUCUCAUCGUCACGAGCGACCAUCCCGAUCUCCAUAGCGGUAUCGACGGAAGUUCGCUCCUAGACGAACCUGUCAAGGACCUCUCGAUGCUCGUGUCCACUCUCGUCGGACGCAAGGGCAAGAUCAAUCUGCCCGAUUUUCACGACGCCGUUCGCCCCCUGUCCGAGGCCGAACGCAAGCGCUUCGAAGCCAUUGCCGACGUCCUGCUCCCACAGCAUCCCGAGAUCUCCGAUCGUCAAGCUCUCAUCAAGUCGCUCAUGUACCGCUGGCGGGAGCCCUCCCUGACCGUGCACUCAAUGGAGGUCCCCGGCAACAAGAGCGGCACCACGACCAUCGCUCGCCGAGCCAAGGCAAGCCUAUCGAUCCGUAUCGUUCCAGAUCAACAAGCCGACGAAGUCGCCGCCACCCUGACGGCCUUUGCUCAGGAGCAAUUCGAUCUCCUCGAAUCUCAAAACGAUCUGACCGUGGAAAUCACCGGUAAGUCAGACGCCUGGCUUGGAGACCCCGACAACCAGAUCUUUGCCACGCUCUCCGAGGCGAUCAGCACCGCGUGGAGUCCAGACCAUCUUCAGAAAUCCAAACAUCAAUAUCCUAUCCCUCGUCUCGACUCCGGCCUCUCUGCGUCGACAGGCGCUACCGCCAAUCCCGGCACAGACGCACACGCAAACACCGACACUACCGGCAACUCGGACUCCUCCAACUGCCCAAUCCAUCUCCCCCGUCAAAAGUCCUCCGAUAGUCUCGCCUCCCACGUUGACCGCGUAAUCCUCUCAUCAACAACAACAUCCGGCAAAGCCGCUGCCCGCAAACGCUCCUCGCAAAGCACAGCCCCCGUUCCAACAUCCAACACCCUCGCCAAAUCCGCAUCCACACACUCAACCGAGUCCGCAAACCCACUACCCUUACCACCCCCGUCCCGAACCCUCUUCGAAGCACUCUCGUCGCAGGACACUCCCUCGACCCUGAACCCCAACCAAGGACCGCCAUCAACCCCACUCCAACCCUCAACAUCCAUAUCCCAAUCCCAAUCGACAUCAAAAUCACCACCAACAUCAGUAACACCCCCUAUUAAACCAAUCUUCAUCCGCGAAGGAGGCUCCAUCCCCACCAUCCGCUUCCUCGAAAAAGAAUUCGGUGCGCCUGCAGCCAAUCUGCCCUGCGGCCAGGCGAGUGAUAACGCGCAUUUGGACAAUGAGCGAAUGAGAGUGGAGAAUUUGUUUAAGAGUCGUGAGAUUUUCAGAUACGUGUUUGGAAAUUUGACGUGA